This is a messenger RNA of Tuber aestivum (summer truffle), 2672 nucleotides long. Lineage: Eukaryota; Fungi; Ascomycota; Pezizomycetes; Pezizales; Tuberaceae. The record is from the annotation of a GenBank genome assembly.
AUGGACGGAGCUUCCACCUAGGGGCAUAUAUGGCUAGGCAUAUCAGCAUUGCAGCGGGGUAGGCCAAUCCGAUCCCGCCCGACUGUCCUGGCAGGAACAGAUGCCCAUCCGCCCCACUCUAACUUGACCCUCCUUGCUCGAUCUACAACCUCACUUCGUACUCUACAAUUCCAAUCGGGGAUGGCAACGACGAUGGACACCGGCAACGAUCACUUCCUCGGCGUCGACGUCGGCACCGGGAGUGCUCGCGUCUGUAUCAUUGAUGGAACGGGGGAAAUCAAGGGCGUUGAAUCGAAAGAUAUCAAGACCUGGCAUGAAAAGGCGGAUUACUACGUACCCUCCUCUCUCCUCCCUCCUCCCUCCCGGCUUUCGGCCGGCGGAUUGGUUAAUGGACCCUGCAGGAACAAUCCACGGAGGACAUCUGGAGUGCGAUAUGUUGCUGCAGUAAGCUAGUAUUGGAGAAAUCCGGGAUCGGCAGGUCGAGCGUCAAGGGGAUGGGAUUCGACGCUACCUGCUCGCUCGCGGUGCUUUCGCAGGAGACGGACGAGCCUAUUUCGGUUGCUGGCCCGACCUUUGAAGAUGGGAAGAGGAAUGUUAUCUGUUUGUGGCCCUCCCUGUCUUUCGUUUCGUGGCUCGAUUGGCUGAGCUUUGUGUGACUAGUGUGGAUGGAUCAUGUAUGAGGGCACUAGCCCACCCCCCCCCUCUCCGAUAGGGAUUAAGAAACGGCUCAAUUUACAGGCAUGGUGUAGCGCCCAGAAAAAGAGACCAAGGCGGUCAAUGCGGCAAAGCAUAAGCUCCUCCAAUAUGUCGGUGGGUCAAUGUCCAUCGAGAUGGAGAUCCCGAAGGUGCUCUGGUUAAAGAAUAACAUGCCCAGGGAGCUUUUCAACAAAUGCAAGUUCUAUGACCUGGCGGAUGCGCUCACACACAUGGCCACGGGGAAGGAAACGAGAUCCUACUGCAGCGCUGUGUGCAAGCAAGGAUUUGUCCCCGUAGGCGUUGAUGGGAGCGUUAAAGGUUGGCAGGGGGACUUCCUGGACGAUAUUGGAUUGCCAGAGCUGGCGGAGAAUGACUUUAUGAGGAUUGGAGGUGUGCAUGGAGCUGUAGCCUUCCCCCUCUUUUGCGCUGGUUCCUUUGGUGCGGUUUCUUACUAAUUAUCUACGGGUGGGGGGUAGAACGGGACGAUGCUAUCUGCCGGGGAGUUGGUUGGGGAGCUUAGCGAGAAGGCGGCGAAUGAACUUGGACUCGUUGCUGGGGUCAAGAUUGGCAGUGGGGUUAUCGACGCCUACGGGGGGUGGAUUGGAACUGUAGGGGCUAAAGUCGAGGUGCCGGGGGGGGAUUUGCUGCUCGAUGGUCAUGUGGGGAAUGAUCUCGAGCAACCUUUCCGCAGACUUGCGGCGGUUGCGGGGACUAGUACUUGUCAUUUGGUGAUGUCGAAGGAUCCGAUUUUCGUUCCGGGGGUUUGGUAAUUCUCCGGGUGCUUGCUUGCAUCUGCCGAUGUUUGUAGGACUAACUGGUAUUAGGGGGCCAUACCGUGACGUCCUGCUACCGGGUUAUUGGAUGGCGGAAGGCGGACAAUCAUCCACUGGAAGUCUUCUGCAAAAUGUUUUGUCAACGCACCCUUCGUACAAUGAAGCUCUGGAGAGGUCCAGAGAGCUUUCGAAAAACGUAUUUGAAUAUCUCAACGAGCACCUAGAGGCCCUGCGGAAAUCCGAAAACGUCCCCACAAUUGGCUACCUAGCCCGCCACCUCUUCUUCUACGGCGACAAGCACGGCAACCGUUCGCCGAUAGCCGAUGCGACCAUGCGCGGCGCAAUCGUGGGUCUAAGCAUGGACUCGAGUAUCAACGACCUCGCACUCCAAUACUUUGCGGCAAUGGAAUUCAUCGCCCAGCAAACACGCCACAUCAUAGGCACGCUGAAUGACCGGGGCCACCAGAUCACAAGCAUCUUCAUGAGCGGCGGGCAAUGCAAGAACAACAUCCUCAUGCACCUGAUCGCUGACGCAACCGGGUACCCAGUCGUGAUCCCCAGGUACAUUGAUGCAGCAGUCGUUCUGGGAGCCGCCAUGUUGGGUGCCAAAGCUGCGAGCGCCGACAGUGAGGGGAGAACUGAGAGCUUGUGGACUAUCAUGGAUAGGAUGAGCAAGCCCGGGAAGGCGAUUUACCCGACCGAGAAUGCCAAUGAGAAGAAGUUGCUUGGAGCAAAAUAUGAGGUGAGUUGCAUCGGUAGAAACUGUGAGCGGCGAGUUUGCUAAUGGUGGUGGAUGUAGGUCUUUUUGCGCAUGUCAGAGGCCCAACGGGCCUAUAGGGAUACGGUCGACUCUGCUAUUAAGGGUUGGAAGGCUUAGUUGGGUGGGGAAUGCUUAUCAUAGCUUGGGAGGUGUGCUUAUGGACCUAGUGAUAUCGUAUAACAUGGACGAUUUCUAGGUUAUGCUUUGGUGGUGGGGUUAACGCUGUGGACCAGGGUUUUGAUGCUUCCAUGCCCUAUGAUACCAGGGAGCCAUGAUAUUCUUUAUAAACCUUCACUUAGAUGCAAACACGGUAGCCGAUCGGUUGGUCUCUAGGUUAUCUAGCACCUAGCAAUAGCACCCGGGCCGAAAUCCGAGUGAUGUCCUGUGACGAGAAUACUCAUAGUCCUCCCGUCACCGUGAUUUAAUCGCAGACCCCAUCAUAU